Suillus clintonianus is the source of this 1557-nucleotide messenger RNA. RefSeq names its product major facilitator superfamily domain-containing protein. Gene Ontology annotation, cellular component: membrane. Gene Ontology annotation, biological process: transmembrane transport. The transcript has 9 exons. Gene Ontology annotation, molecular function: transmembrane transporter activity. The record is from RefSeq and is a predicted model, not a curated record. Lineage: Eukaryota; Fungi; Basidiomycota; Agaricomycetes; Boletales; Suillaceae. The coding region runs from base 1 to 1557 and encodes 518 amino acids.
AUGUCGUCGCCCCUCUCCCUGGAAGAUGAUGAACCCAAAAGACUUUCUCUUCCCCGCAAACUCGUUUUGCUAGUCAUGUGUUGUCUUGCUCAGUUUAUGGAUACCUUCAGUACAACAGCUCUCUUGUCUGCGAUCCCUACACUCGAGGCAUCCAUGGGUAUGAACGAAGCUCAAUCCACUUGGGUGAUUAGUGCGUUCCGAUUAACUUUUUCAUCAUUCCUGCUUAUUAGUGGCCGUCUCAGCGACGUAUACAACCCAAAAACUGUGUUCAUCGGAGGAGUGUCCGGUCUUGGCAUCCUCUCGCUGUGUGCCGGAUUUGUUGACACCACAAUUCCGAUCCUUGUUCUCAGAGCAAUGACUGGAAUAGCUUCUGCAAUGACGAUCCCCUCCGCCCUAAAACUCCUGGUCAAGGUAUUUCCCGAUCCGCUCGAACAAGCUCGGGCAGUAGGGUUCUUCGCAGGCUGCGGUGCGGUCGCCAACAUGGGUGGUGUCUUGGUCGGCGCAAUAUUCGUCCAAUGGGCUUCUUACCAUUGGGUCUUCUGGUUUGUAACCUGCGUGGCUUCUCCGGUGGCUCUGGUCUGUUUUUUCAUCAUUCCGUCACAAAUUGGAGAGACUGUAGGCAGUUUUGAUCCUGAAAAGGCGAAAUGGAAAACUCUUGAUUUGGUUGGCAUAGUCAUUCUAACUGUUGCUUUCAUCUUGUUCAUCUUCGCCGUAACAUCCGGUUCGACUGUUGGUUGGAAAUCCCCGAUGGUGUUGGUCCUCCUGAUCGUUUCGAUUUUAAUGGUGGUUGGGUUUUUCUACUGGGAAACACUCUUGCCUGUGAACGAAGCUGCAAUACCACCCCAGACGUGGUUUUACCACAACUUCUCCGUUCUGUUCGCCGUUGCACUCUUGCCCUCCUUCUGGUGGAAUGCAGUGAUGUUCACGUUUAGCAUCAUGUGGCAAAACGUGUUUAAGUGGUCGGUAAUAUCGUCGGCUGUCCACAUGGCGCCGAUUGGCAUCGUAGCCUUCGCUACGAGUUUCACAGGAUCACUUUCUCGCAUCUUCAGUCCUAAGUGGAUUAUUCUCACUGGUCUAUCAUUGUGCAUGACCGCCACCCUAUUGCUCGCGCUCGGCGGGGGGAAGUCCGAGAAUUAUUGGCUGUAUGUGUUCCCAGCAUUUUCACUAGGCAGCGCAGGAAUCAUGAUGACUUUUACACAUUCGAACAUUGCUAUUUUCCAAGCUGCGCCUUCAUCCAAGGCUGGCACAGUUGGUGCCAUCUAUAACGGCGCGCUUCAAUUUGGAUCAGGAAUAGGUCUUGCUGCUAUGAGCGCAAUAGAGACGUCCGUAGAGGCCAACCAUGGGGGUUCGCAUGAGUACGCCGGACGAGCUGCGACGUUUUGGUUCGUCAUUGGAGUUGUCGCUCUUCAAUUCAUCUCGAUAUCGAUCUUUUACGACCGCAGCACAGAUCACAAGCCCCAACCGACGCACGACGGCCCCCCUACACAACACAUCACCCACAGUGACGACAAGUCUGUUGAGGCGGACGUAAUCACCAUGCCCGAACUUCCGAAGUAA